AUGCUGGCCGAGUACGACCUGGAGAACAGCAACUUUGACAAUCAAUUGGUGAUUGCGACUCGAACCCGGCUUGAAGACACGGCUGAUCCGGUGGCCAUUCUCGAAUCCACCGACAGUGCGGGUGCCACGUAUAUUGUGGCUAACAGUGACUACAAGCUUCGAACCUUCAAUCGCAGCACGCGGCUCUGUCGACGCACAGUGUUGGGGCCCCUACUGGAUUCACCAGCGCAGCGCAUUCUCAAUGUACCCGUCUAUGCAGACCACCUGCAUCACCGGCUGAUUUGCUUUGCCACCAAUGAGCGAGUGGGCAUGGCCCUCAUGCCGCUGGAUGGACUGCAACACCGCUACACAAGUCUGCUGGCACAUGCAUCUGAGGUGACUGGAUUGUGUGUGAGUCAUGACGGCAAAUAUCUAUUCACAGCCGGAGGACGAGAUUGCGCUGUUCACAUGUGGCAGAUCAAUGCCGACGUCUUGAGUGCACAAGUGGAGCUGCAGGGGACGAGCAUGCCGGCUUUCUUCGAUAUGAUGGAGGGUGGUGCCGAUGGCGAGCUCAUGAAUGAAUUGCGCGAGUACUUUUACUACGUGCAGCUGAGGCGCCAGGGCCUGUCCUCCAUGGCCUCACGUGAGGUAUCUGAUCGCAUCCCGAUUGAGGAUGUGCCGGACCUCUUGCGUGCCAUGGGUUUCUUUCCAACUGAGUCACAAGUUCAGGACAUUUUGAACGAGCUCAAGUUUGGGCCAUUUGCAGCCACCAAGGAGUUUGGUACCCACGCCGAUGUUGAGGAUGUGGUGCGCCUCUACCUCAACCAUCGACCGGCCCUAGGAUUGGCGCCGGAGGAUUUGCGAGCGGCGUUUGCAGACAUCUGCAAGGUAGAAGACGAGCCGAGUGGCUCAUUGGCUACGAGCGAGCUGUUGCGCAUUCUGCAGGAGCAGGGAGACGCAUUGACCGAGGAUGAACUGGCCCGGACACUCGCCAACCUUUUGGGAGAGGCCUCAGUGGCCGAGGCGCUCCCGGAGCGCGUCGAUGCCAGCGUUUUUGCGGACGAAAUCCUCGGUCUCGUCGCGUAG
Molecule: messenger RNA, 1065 nt
Organism: Monosiga brevicollis MX1
Lineage: Eukaryota; Choanoflagellata; Craspedida; Salpingoecidae
Exons: 5
Coding region: 1-1065 (354 amino acids)
Cellular component (GO): motile cilium
Molecular function (GO): protein binding
Source: RefSeq, a predicted model, not a curated record